Molecule: messenger RNA, 1298 nt
Organism: Aureobasidium pullulans EXF-150
Lineage: Eukaryota; Fungi; Ascomycota; Dothideomycetes; Dothideales; Saccotheciaceae
Product: taurine dioxygenase family protein
Exons: 3
Coding region: 1-1110 (369 amino acids)
Cellular component (GO): cytoplasm
Molecular function (GO): 2-oxoglutarate-dependent dioxygenase activity
Source: RefSeq, a predicted model, not a curated record
AUGGUUUCCGUUGAUCAAACCUCAUUCCCAAAGCCGCUGAAGCAGUCAGGUGCUCUUGAAAAUUUCACCCACGAAGAUACAACGCCUGUCAUCGGUCGUGAAUUUCCAGAUGUCAACAUCGUCGAUGAUCUACUUGAUGCUUCGAACGCCGAUGAAUUGAUUCGUGACCUGGCGAUUACCAUCUCUGAGCGUGGUGUGGUCUUCUUUCGCAAGCAAGACAACCUUACCAAUGCUUUGCAAAAGCAGUUGAAUCACAGACUUGGUCAACUGACUGGCAAACCAUCGGACUCGACGCUACAUAUUCAUCCCGUACUCAACAACAGUAGCGAGUUUGGCGUCGAUGAUGCCGAGAUCAGCACAAUCAGUUCUUUGCAAAGAAAAUCUCUAUUCAAGGAGAGUGAUGCACGUAACAAGCGUCGCUACGAUGCAGCACAGUGGCACUCUGAUAUUCAAUUCGAGCCAGCUCCAGCUGAUUAUACAUCUCUGCGUCUGACACAGCUUCCUAAGUCUGGUGGCGACACAGUCUGGGCAUCUGGUUACGAGAUCUACGACCGCUUCUCUCCAGCUUACCAGAAGUUUUUCGAAGGCUUAACUGCCACAUUCUCUGGCGACGGCUUCCUCAAGGCCGCCGCCGCCAACCCAGAUAAGGUGAAGAUCUACGAGAAAGAGCGAGGUAGCCCAUUGAAUGUGGGCAAGGAGCUUACAGCUGUCCACCCCGUCGUUCGUACAAACCCAGUCACUGGCUGGAAGAGUAUCUUCGCUCUUGGUCCUUUCCCGAAGUUCAUCAACGAGCUGAAUGCAGAUGAGUCGGAAGAUCUGCUCAAGAAGUUCCGGGCUACUAUCACGGAGAACCAUGACCUGCAAGUCCGCUUCAAGUGGAGGAAUGAGAACGAUAUUGCAAUCUGGGACAACCGUUCAGCUUUCCACAGUGCCACCUUUGACUACGAAGGUUUGGGUGAGCGAUUCGGUAAUCGUGCUGUCGGUAUUGGCGAGGUACCUUAUUUGGACCCCAACAGCCAGUCCAGAACAGAAGCUCUUGCCAAGAACCAGCAGAGCGUGGAAGCAACCUCUGAAGGAAAGGUCGAGAAGUCAGAGACCCUUUCUGCCUAGACUGAUUGCACUUGGAUAUUGUGUCUUACAGAAAUCUCUCAUGUCUAAGUUAUGGCUCACGUGUUUUACCGCUCUGUCGAGUCUCCUGACUUUCCUUUCUGUCAUACUCUAUCAACUGCUUGGAAGUGAAGCCUCUUUCAAGUCAGCAACAGAAUCUACCACAAGCUGUGUUUCGCCACACGUGCAAG